This is a messenger RNA of Rhizophagus irregularis DAOM 181602=DAOM 197198, 1056 nucleotides long. Lineage: Eukaryota; Fungi; Glomeromycota; Glomeromycetes; Glomerales; Glomeraceae. The record is from RefSeq and is a predicted model, not a curated record.
CAAACAUUGAAGUAUGAAAUUAAUUAGAGAUAUAUUAAAUCAUAUAUAUAUUUAUUUACCGCAGCAAGUUUAUAUUUAAAUUUGUGUAAGAGAUCACAGUGUAGCGUUAAUAUCCAUAAUUGACUAAUCCAUAUUACACAAUUACAUUAUGCUCAGUUGAAUCUUGUUUAAGAACUUGAUUUUUAAGAAGUUUCUGAUUUGUUCAUGCAUAAAAAAAAAUGAAUAUCUUAAAAAGAAAGGUGACUUCUUUAUUUCGACAAUUAAAAUAACAUAAAAAAAGAUCAUCUUCUCUUUAAUUCAUUGUUUUUUUUCCUAAAAAAAGGGGGAAAAGAUUUUAUUUGCAAGUCUUCUUAAGUCAAACUUAUCAACUUAUUCAGAAAGUAAGAGAUAAAUUCCAAACUUCUCUCGAAAUUUUAGCAUUCAUAACUUUUAUUAAUAUUAGUUUAUUUAUACGAAAAGAAUGUCUUCUCGUUCUUUAAAGAAUAAAAUAUUAACCGGCUUGAAGGUUAAGAAGGGGGCAUGGAUUCCGAAGAUUAAAAGACGAAAAGGAAAUAAUGAGAAAAAUGAACGUGCUACAGAUAUUUCUUCAAUAGAACAGGAGGAAACAUCGUACCAAGAAAAUCAAGAACAACUUUAUUCAAUUAAACCUCCUGUAUCAAUAAUUAAUUUGCCCACGGAAAUUUAUUUGCAAAUAUUUAGUUACCUUUUAUUUACGGAUUUAUAUACGCUUUCAUGCGUAUCGAAGUUUUUUAGGGAUUUACUUUGGUCCAAGUCAGAAUUUACUCAGUCAAUUUGGAGAAAUUGUAGGUUGAUACAUUACCCUAAAUAUCCAAAAUUACCACCGCCUGAUGGAAUGUGCGAACAACAAUAUAUUUGGAUCACUUUAGCAACAAAAAUUUGUCAUUUUUGCAAGGAACCAUAUGAAAAAACUGCUUUUGAUAAAUGGUUGGUUAAAAUCAAUUUUUGUGAUCAUUGUAUGGCGACUGAUGAACAUAUUAUAGAUGUUGUAGGAGAAAUGUAAGUAAAAAAAAUAUUUUGUCUGAUUUAAAAAAAUUU